UCGGCAGGCAGACUCUCAACCACUGCGCCACCAGAGAAGCCCUCCAAUGUCCUCUUGUUCUGCUCUCUAGUGAUUCUUUUCCAUCAGAAUUGACCCAUGUUUGAAGAUCAGUAGCUUUCUCUGUCUUCUUUCUGCUCAUAGAAAUCUGGAGGCCCAGAAUCGCCUUUUCAUCUUGAACAGUAUUGCCCCCCCCGCCCUUAGUCCAGCUGGUAGUGCUCUUAUUAAUAUAAUUCUCUUAAAAUUUUUGUAGGUCUCCUGUGAGUCUUCUCAGCGUUUCCUCUAUGCCCCUAGAAGUCACAACUGUAAUUCUUUUCAAGACAGACCUCUCUCUACUUUGGACAUGUCAGGAUUCUAUGAGACAAUGCCCCUCAGGUUUUUAGAAGCCCUCUUUCUCUUGCUGAGAGGGUCUGUAAGACUCUUAAACGUGGUCUGAGCUCUUAGAGUCAUACCCUUAAUUCCGUCUUUACUCUGAGGCCAUGUGUUCCUUUAGGAAUAUUUUGCUGACUGUCCAAUCUGAAAAUGUGAAAUACUUUUAUUUUCCAAUCAGCUAGGUAAUCCGAAUUCUUUUACAUUCUCUCUAAAUUCUGCUUGCAAACAGCAGGGGUUUUGUUUGGGGAUUUUUAAAGCUCAUCUCUUCCUUCUGUAUCUUAUCCUAUACCGAUUCACCCUGUCUGGCUCCACGUCACAGAAUGUUCAUGAGUGAGAUCAGUUCCAAAGGGGGCCUCCUCCCUGUAUGAGCCUCAGAAUGGUGAACACUGGCGACUGAUAAAGUAUAGUUCCGCACGGGAACUGCCGCAGCCCUUUUCCCUGUGGGCUUUCGUGUCACGGUGCAGUGGCACCUGGGGGUUUAGGGAACAAGGCUUGUGCUCUUCUUGCAUCGCGCUGCAGCUCGCUCGCUCUCACCUCUCUCUCCACUGCCCCCUGUUCCUCCCCAGACCCCUCCCUUCCCUUCUCUUCUUCCUAAGGGAACUAUUUAGUACUAACACGUCUGUCAGGGCCCCUUCCCCAGAGUGGAGCUGCAGAGGGAGGAAGCCGUUCAGAGUCGCUCCGGCCCACAGGCUCGAGACCACCGGCCUGGUCCAGCAGUGUGAUGGAGACCCCGGACGCAGCCCGGAGGCCUCCGUCUCCCAAGGCCCCGCUUCCUCUGCACAAGCAUGGGUGCUCCUACCUUCCUCUGGAGUCUGCGGCCCCGGCCCCCUGGGAGGGCACAGAGCCCGUCGUAGACACAGGACCCUGGGCUGAGGGGCAGGCCUUGACCAUCCCGUCUCAGGACUCUGCGCCGCAUGCCCGUUCAUCCUUCUUUCUCCUUCCAGCUCCCAAUUCAUUUCCCCACGUGUUACCAAAGUUAGGGAAAGGUGAGGGGGCGGCUGUGUUCAGAGGCUGCUCUGCUUCCCUGGGCUUCCCUGGACUCCGCGGGGUUCUGCAAAGCUGCCUACAGGGCUCCAUGGGGGAGAUGAUCCCAAGAAGAGAAAGAUCACUUUUAAUAUCGGUCUUUGUCAAGUUCGCUCUCAGCCAAAGGUGAAACGGGGUCCUCGGCGUCCAUGCCCGUCUUUGAUGCUGCAGGUGAGGCUCAGCCGGGAGCUGGUCCCCUGAGCGCUGACCCUUGAGGGGCUGCCGCCUGCAUCACGAGUCUGUGGCCAAAGAGCGCUGCCCGGAGCGACGUGCACCCUCUGCACGCCCCGUGCCCACUUCAGGAGUACCUUCACGUGGGCAGCCUCAGGCCUGACCCCUCCAGCACCAGAUGCCGCCGUCCAUGGGUUCUGAACACACGUGGCCACAGCUGGGCGACCCAGGCUGAUCUGGUCCCCGUGUCUGUGGGAGACACAGCGGGCUCUUAUAGCCCAGCAGCCCGGGGUGAAAGCUGCUGUGAACAAGGAUUUUUCUUAGAAAACAUCAAUGUCAGAGAAGACAGAGGCGGUGAGAAUGUUCCAGAGGAAAGGAGAGUAAGGAGACAGGGCAGCUAACUGCAAUCCCUGCUCCUGGACGGGUCCUAGGUUAGAAGGGAGUGUGGGAAGGGCAUUAUUGGUCGAUUGAAGUUCUGCGUCGAUGCUGCAGUUACUGAAGUUGGAAGCAGUGCCCUGACCCCUGAGACACACCCUGAAAGUUUGGGAUGAAUACCCACAAUGCGUCCCUCCCAAGCGGCUCAGAAAAAAUAGGCAGGAGAUCAGCAACGAUGCUCUCAGCAGGACGUGAAUCUGGGCGAAGGAUUGGUGGGCGUGCGCUACGUGGUUCUGUUCCGCCAGCUUUCCUGUCGGUUUGAAAUUAUUUCCAAGCAGAAACUUUUAAGAAAACGGUGUGGUUUUGUGAGGGCCGGCCUGGGUGUCGAGCGAGGGCCCAAGGCAGCCUGAGGGGGCCGGGGGUGGGACCGCUGGGCAGGCAACUGCCCAGGGCGCCGUUUAGCGCGUGUAGAUCUGCAGACCAUCUGAGGCCUUUCCCUGAAAGCCGGGUCCAUCUACCAGCAGUGCGCAGACACUAACCUCUUACUUUCCGUUUUACUGGCAAGGCGGUAGCAGGAUAUUGAAUGGCGUGGGGCAGAGCGUCUUCCGUAAGUGUUUGGAUCUGGGGGAGGCUGAAUACCUGUUGUCUCUCCCCAUUUGCUCCUAAGCCCUCAGAUACCCUUAACGUUUGGAUUGAUUCUCCUCAUUGGGCCUGUCUUCUGUUUGGUUUCAGGCACUUUCCAGUAAGUGCGCCAAGUGCUCUGGGGCUCCGGAGAGGCACUGAGGAAAUCAAUAUGUGCCCAUCAGCGUCGUCGCGGCGGUUACGAGAGCCGGCGGCCCCCGAGCUGGCCCACCUGAGGCGCACGUCCUCCCGGGCUGCCUCCCGGCCGACGGCCGGCCGGUUCCGUCUCCAUGAUGGCCGGUGUGGCCUUAUCCAUGCCUCGCUGUUAGCGGAGGGCUCGAGUCCUCCAGCUCCUGUCCCAGACGCCUUGAGGGUCAUGGUCCAGGGUUGCGCGUUCGUGUCCUUCCCCUGCUGGUCCAGACGAGAGCCCCCAAGGUUUGGCCUGCCCCCCGGAGCCUGCCGUCGCUUGGGGCGGGGGCAGCGGCACGCCCACGGGGAUUCCAGACCCGCUUCGGUCUCCGGGGGUUUAUGCCAGUCCUGCCCUACCUGGGUAUUUGCUGGCUCCUUUUGAGGAAGGACUGGGGUCACUGAUUCCAUGAAUCGUUCGCGUGUGGAAACAAGAAUAGUCUUGACACCCGCGCAGCACUUUACAGUUUCUGAAGCUCCUGUGUGGACCUUGUGCGUCUCACGGAAACUCACAAUCUUCCCAAGAGGCGAGUACGCAGACGGAGGCCUCUGGGCUCUCAGGGCUGAGCCGGGCCGAGCUCUGGGCCCACCUGCCCACCGUGCCCCCAGGCACUGUCCAUCCAGACUGCGGGCCGAGGAGCUCCCCUCGGGCAAGCUGGGUUCCCAGGUGCCCCCGGUCAGCAGCGCAGGAAAGGGAGGUGGACUUUCCUCUCCUCUGCCGUUUGUUCGAGCGGGAGAGCGAGCCGGGCUGCUUGUGCACUGCUUCUUUCCUUCAAGUCGCCGGCAGGGCUUUCCCAGCCUGAAAGGGUAUCGAUCAGCUUGUGAUUCAGUGGCGUCCACCGAGCCACCGCCCCCACCCCCACCCCCACUGCAGAGCUCACAGCGGUGGGAGGGCGGGGCUUCCCGCGCGUCCCGCGCUGCGUCCGGUUCCACCCCCGUGACCCACGCUUCCGCCCCCGCAGCCGGGCCCUUCCGGAUUCCGUCACAGCUGGGCUCUGCCGACCUGUCCGGGGUGUUAAUGGCCCCGUGGGGAGAAGGCGGGUCGGCUGCCCCCACGAGGUGGUGCAGUUUGCUCCGAAGUGCCCGGGGCCCUCCUGCCGCGCCGUCUCCACUUCCCAGGCCCAUGGCUCCCUCCCGGCCCGUCUGUUUCAGGGCUGAGAACUUCCGCUCACCGAGGGCUCGAGCCAGGCCUAGAGAAGCUCCUGAAGCCGUGCUGGACGUGGCCCCGUGGCAGUGCCCAGGGCCCCCGCCCCGUCCCCUCAGGACCCGCGUGGCCCUCUCGUUGCCGCUGCAGAGUUGUGCACAGCGUCCUGCCCGGCCCCCCGCUGGUUUGUCCAUCAGACUCCGACUCCUGCUGCGCUUCACUUCCAGGUGGCGGGGAAGAGGCAGUGCUUCCUGGCUUCCUCCUGCAGACACCUUGAGACGAACAGUGUCCAGAAUGUCUGUCUACUCUUGCUGAUUUGCAAAAGCUCAUCGCAUACUGAGAAGGUGAACCCUUAGUGGCAGGACCCUUUCUGUCUCCCCUGGUGGCUGCAGCCCCACGCCAGCCUGGGUCCCGCUGGUCCCACAGUUGUGGAAGAAGGCAGUGAAGAGCUUGGUCCCUUGUAGGAGGGAACGUGUCAGGUGAGUGAGCUGUGGUCCAUGGCCACCAUCAGCACGGCGGUGGGCGUGGUCUGAGGGGCAGGGUGAUGCGUGCUGUGCCGGUGUUUGCUUCUGAUACUUCGUUUCUGUUCUGCCCAGUGCCUCUGACUGUUGUGGUUCAUUCUGACUCUACCACCCAGACCUUCUCCGUUCAUCAUGUCCUUGUCCUGUCCCCAUUGUCAUCUGGAAGGGUGACAAGCUUUUACUGAGCCCUGGCUGGGUGUUGGCCAAAGGGCUCAGCCCUUGCAGUCCAGUCCCUCUGGCGCUGCCUCGGUGGCCGCAGCCUGGCCCUUUCCUGUUCCUGCGCCGAGUGAAUGGCCCCCCUGCCUGCACUGCAUAUGCCACGUGGACCCAAGGGGCACCUGGUACACACAGGCGUCCAGUUUCCCCAGCCAUGUGGGUCCACCUGUGGACCGUGAGGUGACCUGAGAACAGCAGGGAUGAAGCACUCGGGAGCAGCUCUUUGCCGGCCUCCUGUAUGUUGCAAAGGCCCCGGGGACACGAGCCUCUGCCCUUGGUUUCGGGUCUGUGAGCCGGUGACAUUGGUCGUACCCUGAGCUCCAGUUGAUACUGGGCCGGACAGACCAGUUUCCAUCUCGCAGCCUGUCCAGGUGGCCUGGCUGAGCCAGGCCCCUCGAGCCCUGGGGCACGUGCCCUCCUGACUUGGCUGGGAGGGAGGUAUGGUGGUUCUCCAUCCAGAUGGCCUCGCUCGCUCUUCCUCUCUCUCUCUCUCUCUCUCUCUCAUUAAUUCCUGAAGGUCUCUGAAGCCUAAAUCAGGGGAAAAAACAGAGGGUUUGGAGACAGGAGACUUUGUUUGGCAUCGAGCCCUGGUCCUUCCAGCCUUGUGACCUUGGGCCGGUCACCUGCCCCCUGCAAACUGAAGUGUUGUCACCCGAGAGAGGGGAGCCAGAUCCAGCACAGAGUCCCAUGGGUCUGCCAAACAGGAUCCUGUGACAGGUGUCCCUCGACCCUCCGGUGCCACAUGUGGGUGAGGCACAAUGCUUAUCUGCUAUUUGGAAAGGUGUUGGGUAUUCUGCUCGCUGAGAAAUUGUAUUUUAAGAGGCGGUUUCUGAGGAAUCUUGAAUCAAAAGUGAUGUUCACUUCCGUCCUGAAGUAGUGCCUACCCCGAUCUUGUCCGGAGCCCCAUCCUUCCGACACACCCAAACUAAGUCCCGGAUGCUCGGUGGUUCACCGCAGCCUCGACCGGGUGCCCUCGAUGUAGAGAUAGGAAGGUGAGGAAAGCACGGCCUUGGCUCGUCCUCAGAAGACUCAGAGUCCUUCCAGGGUACAACAGGAGACCCCUGGGAGGCAGCAGCUGUAGAAGCCUCCCUGGGAGAACUCCCAGGGCAGGCUGUGCUCAGGAGUGAACGCUUGGGCUCCGACUGGAUGGCCAAGUGGGACUGGCCGCGUUUUCUCUCCACCCCACAUCGUAAGCUCUUGGGGUGUAGGGCACACUCCACGUGGCUCCACGUGGGGUGGCACAGAGCAGAUCCAGGGCAUGGCAGGUACGAACCAAAACUCACUGCAAUCCCAAGAGAACGUGUCUCUGUUGGCCGCCCUCAGCGGAUCAUGACUGCAGACCUAGAAGUCACUGUGGGUUCCACGGAGGAUGUCCCCGGGUUAAGCCUCAGCUGGACUCAGAGCUGACAGGCACCUGCUGCUGUCGUGGGUCCACUUUGCCAGACCCGGGCGGUGGGGAGACCGCGUCUGAGUCUGCACGGGGUCCAGAGCCGCUCUGUUUGUCCCCAGGCCGGGGGCUGGGAGCCAUGUGCGUGCUGGCUGGCUCCCCAGCCCCAGACCGGCAGCCUCGCUCCCCGUGAAACCCACAGCCCUAUACUGGGGAUGACAAAUGACCAAAAAAUCAAUUUGUAAUCUGAUUGGAGGUUUUUGAUUUCCUCUGAUGAGUUUAAAUUUCAUUAAAAGCAACCUUAUUCCAACAUAAAAGGAAUCCUUGAAGGGUAAAGCAGGGGAUUGUCUCACCGAGUAUAAAGCAUCCCGACUCUUUUGUGUGAUUUAUUCAUCGCGUUAAUUGUGAGGGCCAACCCAGGGUGUCCGUUGGCAGCUGUGCCGUUAUCAGGGCCUGGGAUCGGCCGGGCGGGCUCAGAGCACAAGGACUCACAUUCAAAACUCGCUCUUUGGCAUAUUGACACUUGAGUUAUCAACAACUCUUAUUAUCUGCUGGGAGGGAGCUGGCAGCUCCUGGGGACAGAAGGAGCCACAAAUCCCGCCGCAGCCGCCCCUCUGCAUUCUCUUAAUUGUGUGUAUUCUCUGGAAAAAGUGAUCAUCGCAGCCUCUUGUCUUGAUGAGAAAUUGACAUUUUCUGAGGACUUCUCUGGGUGCCGGGCGGGGAGAUAAGGCCAGGGCUGUUUUGGGGGAGGGCGGGCGCCCCUCCUUUCAGGGGCCUCUUUAUUGCCCCCGUUGACCCGCUUGAUGAGUAUGGAUUUCAUGAGGUCUUUUUCAGCAUUUGAACUAUAAAAGGUUCAGAAUGACACCACCCCUUGUAGACAAAAGAUAACCUUGCCCUUUGAAUAUAUCGAUUCUUUAUUAACUAGGCUGUUUAAUGCAAUGAAAUGAGGCAUUAGAUUGAAGCCCAUUUCAAGUGCUUUGAAUAAUCUUUAAAAGCUUGGAAGACCCUGGAAGGUGGCCUGACAAUAAUUGGCACACAUUUGGAGAGAAUGCAGUUCUCAAUUCGGAUUCAAAACACAAACAUAAAAUAAUUUCCCUCCCCGCUGGUCACAGGGCCCAGGCAAGCAGCUCAGAGAGGCAGCCCCUGCCACGCCCCUGAGCAGGCAUCGCUGGCACCGGCUCAGAGUGGGGAAGGAGGCUGAAACGAGAAUGCAGUCAGAGAAACCUGAUUGUCAUUGACAGGAGAAAAAGAUUUGAUUUCUGCUGCAGUUUGCAAACCGUUUGCUGUGCUGUGUCUGCAAAGGGAAAAAAGAAACGACCCUCUUGGUCUCACGGCAGGUUUGGCACUAACAGGUACAGUGUCUGAAGGAGGUCAUUAUCCAGUUUAAAAAGUACAGACAGUGCUGCUGGGUUCUGACCACAAAAAACGUAUUGUUAAAAAAGAAUUUUAAACGAGGGGUGAUUGUGGGUCCCCUGAAACCUCUCUGAAUCGGAGGUGGGCUUGGGAGGACACAGCAGAACCAGAUGCAGAAAGGAGCGACACAGGGGUCUCCGGGCUUGUGCGUGUGCGUGUGCGUGUUUUACGCCGUAAAUCUCCACGUGAAAUACUGAGUAACAGUUGUGGGGUAAGCCUGUGAUCAAACAGCACAAAGGUUCUUUAAAGAAGUCCACUUUUAAGGCAUCAGAGAAGUUAAUGUGGCAGACAUUUUCAUUAAAACAUCAGAAGUAAAUUUUAUUUUAAACUUUAGGCCUCUGAAUUUUUCCAGUAAACACAGUUCAGCUAUGUGGCAAAGUCAUGGGUGGCAGCUAAAAUGACUUUUUACAUUCUACAAAAAAAGUAAAACAAAAGGAGGACACAGCCCCAAACGGUGUCGCCUCUUCGUGGCCGCUCCACAUGCACGGAAUCUACGAGGGUUUGUCACAGCGGGUGGCCCCGUUUUGUUGUGACUAUACAACGAACUUUUUUUUUUCUUCAAAAGUAUUUGUUCAGAUAACUUAAAAAUAAUAUAAAAAUAAACAAUGAAUUUGACUUUUCCUCAAAAAAAAAAAACAAAAAAAAGGACGGAAAGUCUAAACAAACAAUAGCAAAUUUUGGAAGUACAAAUGAAAUGCAAGGAUGUUGGUUCACUGAACGAAACAGAUCAAACAGUUCUUGGCUUUCAUGCUCUUCCCCAGCAUCACAACACCAGGCCAUGAUCAAAAACCAACGCAGACAAGAAAAAGGAACCGAAAAUGGUGGGGAAAGCAGUGUACGAAAUUUCAAAGAUAAAUACAAUAUUUAUAAUUGAUAUGUUACAAAAUAAAGUCCCUUAGCAACAGCAAGUGUUCAUGGAAAAGUAAGUAAGUGUUGAAUGGAGACCAUUUUAUUCCUCAUAAGACGCAUAAGGAAUAAAACUCGUUUUUUUUUU
Molecule: messenger RNA, 8420 nt
Organism: Delphinapterus leucas (beluga whale)
Lineage: Eukaryota; Metazoa; Chordata; Mammalia; Artiodactyla; Monodontidae
Source: RefSeq, a predicted model, not a curated record